Messenger RNA from Ruditapes philippinarum (Manila clam), 7089 nucleotides. Its product is annotated as protocadherin gamma-A7-like. Gene Ontology annotation, cellular component: plasma membrane. Gene Ontology annotation, biological process: homophilic cell-cell adhesion. The coding region runs from base 1048 to 4623 and encodes 1191 amino acids. Gene Ontology annotation, molecular function: calcium ion binding. NCBI's taxonomy places the organism in Eukaryota, Metazoa, Mollusca, Bivalvia, Venerida, Veneridae. The record is from RefSeq and is a predicted model, not a curated record. The transcript is spliced from 8 exons.
GAUGGUUUUACUCAGCUGUGAACUUGUGCGUGGGGCAGUUUAGGUCUUCUUGCAUCAUGAAAGCUGUAUGUACACAUUAUGACCUUUACAUCUUGACUUACAACACAACCCAAAAGAGAUGUAUCACUCUCUAAAAUGGUUAAUGUGUUUUCAAGGCAAAUAGUAAUGGUGAUAUUUUGAUAGUAGAUAUUGCACCUGAAGUCAAAUACAUUACUUACUGCUUCAUACUAAUAGCAUGUAAAUGUGUUAAACAAGUUUACCAUUUCAUCUCUAAAUUUUUAUAAACAUUUAUAGGACUAUCACUGCUUUGAAUUAAGAAUUUCUUUUCUUGAUAUAUUAACUCUCAGCCUGCUGGCAGCAACAGAUCCUACCCAUGUGACCAGUGCAGAAUAAGAUCAGCUGGCACGAGACUAUAUACCAUGUGAUCAUUGUCUGCACUGUUUGAUGUUCAGUCAGUACUAUGAUGAUCAGGUCCAUUGGUUUGUAAGUUUUAAAGCUGAAAGUGUCCGGUACAUGUUUUAAGAUGAUGAUUUAGUUGGUUGUGUCCUUGUUGUCAAUUGUAACUGGUACCAUAUCAAUGUCACAUGAAAUUCAUAGUCAUUGUGGUAUCAACAGUUCCCUGUGGAGGACAGAUGCUGAUUCCCCUAGACCUAGCCAGCUUCACUAACAGGUCACAUGACCUAUCUGGAGUCACAUGAUUCAACAGUCAGUCACUAGUGGGAGGAGCUAUAUUACCUGGUCACCGUACCAUGAAAUCAAGACCAGCAGUGAGGCAAUGACCAAAUUGGACGUUGUGGUAUACAUGUAGCUGAUUGAAGUAUAAAUCAAGAUUUGGAAGUGAGGAAUUGAAGUAACAAGAAGACAACUUAAUUGAAUAUCAAGACAACUACAAACUGAUUUUGACAAUCGAUAAAACGUUGGAUUUUAUGGGCAUUUAAAUGUACAGAAAAAAAGGAAUAAGUGUUUAACAUUGAAGAAAAAGUUUUAAUAAAGGAAGGAAAUGGUUUAUUUGGAUAUCCUCUGCAAGUAAAGGUAACUUCAAAGAGAAUGAAGAUGGCUAUAUACUUACUUUGUGUAAUGUUGUUGGGGACUUUAUUAAUGUCUGUAAAAGGAAUUACAACAGUGACCUUUGAAACAGAAGAAGAAAUAAAUGCGGAAGUUUUCCUUGGAAAUAUCAAAAAUGAAUUUUUAUUAAAGGAAAAUGAAACAAAAAUUUUUGGUGGUAGUCUGCAAAGUGUUACUUUUCAAAUUUUGAACAAUGGAGAUGUGGACUAUAGGGAUUUUUUUCUAAUUCGGCCAAAUUCUGAUUUUUAUUUGAAGCAAAAAGUUGACCGUGAGGCAAUAUGUCAGCAAAAGAAAGUUUGUGAAAUGAAAGUAUUGCUUUUUGCUAAUAAUGGCACUGUUAAUGAAUUUGUUAACAUAGUUGUCAUUGUAUUAGAUAUAAAUGACAAUGUUCCUACAUUUUCUGAAGCCAUUUUGAAUUUAUCUAUCCCAGAAGGCACCUCUAUCCGAUCAAGUUACUCCCUCACACCUGCAGUUGAUUUGGACUCUGGUAACAACUCAAUUCAAGAAUAUAUACUGGAACCAGCAAGAACGGAUUUCGAACUUGAAAAGCAACUCAAUCCAGAUUUGACAACCACGUUAAGUCUCAUUCUUAAUUUAAAUCUUGACCGAGAAUCUGUGCAGAAUUACACACUAUAUGUAAAAGCAAUUGAUGGAGGUGAACCAGCUUUUACCGGAACUCUUACAGUGAAUAUCAACGUCACUGAUAGAAAUGAUAAUCAGCCAUUUUUCCAGCAAACAGAGUAUAAUGCAACCAUUGAUGAAGAUGUUGAGGUUAACACUAAUAUAAUCACUGUAUCAGCUAUAGACAGAGAUAUCGGUUUAAAUGGUAGACUUGCUUACUAUUUCGCAGACUCUGUUCCGGUUUCUUCAAAUAUUAGGGAGUAUUUCGGAAUAAAGAAGGACACUGGUGAGAUUUAUGUGAAAGAGAGGCUAGAUUCUGCAAGCAGACCAUUUGAGUUUUUUGUAGAGGUGAAAGAUCAUGGGGAUCCAGUAAAGAAGAACCAAGCAAAAGUUACUAUUUAUAUUCAAGACAAAAAUGAUAAUCGUCCAGAAAUUUCGAUGUCUCCUGCCAGCAAUAUUCACAUUAAAGAGAAUCAGAUUGUCGGCACCCAUGUUGCCUUGGUGAUUGUUUCUGAUGAGGACAGAGGACUCAAUGGGGAGGCCAACUGCGAAUGUCUUAAUUCAAAUUUCACGAUAAAAGCAAAUGAAGUUGCGCAAAAUACUUUUAGCCUGAUAAGCACGGUAGAAUUUGAUCGGGAGCUUAUUUCUUCAUAUACUGUAGAAAUUAGCUGCAGUGACAAGGGCACACCACCUCUGUCUUCUAAUCAAACAUUUAUAGUUAAGAUAACUGAUGAUAAUGAUCAUACUCCGAUAUUUGCAAGGACACUUUAUAUUGUUGAUAUCUUAGAGAAUAUUUCUGUAGGUGCUGUAUUUGUGAAGGUUUCAGCCACAGACCGUGAUAUUGAACAGAAUGGACAAAUUCUUUACAAUAUUGAACCAUUUGCUAAUAUGAGUAUGUUUGAAAUUGAUCCAAGUGGUGGGCACAUAAAAGCGGCCAAGAGUUUCGAUAGAGAAACAAAAGACGAGUAUACUUUUAUAGUUACUGCUAGAGAUCAAGGCGAGAAUCCACGCUCAGCUACCGCAAGAGUUAUUGUACGUGUUACUGAUGUAAAUGAUAACUCCCCAAAAUUUGAAGGAGACAGUUAUGCUAUGUCCAUAUUGGAGAAUUCCAACAUCAGUAACAGUCUUGGUACUGUAACAGCAACAGAUUCUGAUCUUGGUGAUAAUGGAAAAGUUUCAUACAUGAUACCAGCAAUGUAUGCCUCAUACCCAUUUGCCAUUCUUGAUGAUGGAACUGUCAUCACAACUCAAGUUUUAGAUCGGGAAGUUAAAGACUAUUACCAUUUUAAUGUUGUUGCCUCUGAUCAUGGGAAUCCUCCACGUACCAGCAGCGUUCCAGUUUUAGUAACUGUGGUGGAUGAAAAUGAUAAUGCGCCAAUUGUUGAGUUCCCUUAUGGAGAUAAUGAUACAGUCACUGUUGCACAUGAUACAAGUCCCGGCACAGUUAUCGCCAGUGUGUUAGCAGACGAUGAUGAUCAAAAGGAAAACAAGCGUCUUUCAUACAGUAUUUUAAGCGGGAACAGUGAAGGUUUGUUUAAGAUCAAUGCAGAGACUGGGGAAAUAGAAUUAACAAAACGCAUUUCAAAUGGUGAUAUCAAACAAUUUACAUUAACUCUUUAUGUAACAGAUAAUGGUGUAAAUCCAUUAGAAACUCGUGCCACUUUACAUGUGAGGAUUUAUCUUGCUGCUAGUGGUGCUGAACUGGGUACGUCAUCUGGUUCAAAUGGACAAAAUAUUCUUAUUGCAAUAGUUAUUUCUUGUGUAACUUUUGUACUCUCGAUUAUAAUCAUAACAAUUAUUUGCAUGAUAAAGAGAAAGGAUAGAAAGAAUAAUUUAUAUAAUGCUAAAGCUUACGAUGAACAGAAAAUUAUGGAAGGUCAUAGAAACAGUAAUCGGUCCAGUUCUUCACGAGGCUCGCAGGAUAAAAUGCUGUACCCCAGUGAAAAGGCCUACAUGGAGAAUGGAUAUGCCAAGAAGGCAAAGAAAGAGGUUAGCUUCAUUGUAGAGGAGGAUAUUGAUGCUGGGGUUACUAUGGAUACAGGUGGCCAGUUUGAUAAAGUAUCAACCUUUAAGUCACCAUCCCCUGUACCAUCAAAGAGUCAAGAUUACGAGAAUUUUAAUAAAGAGGUUUCACCAUCAAGAUCGGAGAAAAGUGAAGAUAAACAGCGUGAGAUUCAUCGAAUGACGUCCCUACGUGUACAUCAGGCUCUGAUACAAUCACAAAAUAACAACAAUAACAACAAACAAUGGCCACAGUCUCCUGGUGAUGAGCCGGCGAGGACAUAUAUUGGAUUGACGAAACGGCACAAUCUGGACGAUUCUCACAGCGAGAGUUCAGGGGAGAUGACUACGAGCGAUUCGGGACGUGGGGGCAGUGAGGAAGAUAUCCGUAGCAGUAUGACAAUCUCUCAUGAUACAGAUGAGUCACGGAGUCCAAACACGUCAACCUCGCAUCCCUUCUACACGUCAGACAAUCAUCAACCAACUUUCUCGUCUUUCCACGGCAACAGUGUUCAUAAAACUGGUCCUAUUUUAUCAUCAUUUUUAAAACAAAAACAAAAAAGACAGCAAAGUGAGGAUGCUCAUAAAAACUCAUUUCCUAUGAAUGAUUUAUCUAAUCCACAUAGGAAUAAUUUAUAUAGUCAGUAUAGACAUCCGAGUGAAAGUAACGUCCCACACCCUGCCAUGAACGUUAAUAAUGGACAGAAUUUGGGACCGGUUCAAGGUCAAAUGGAUUUUGAUCCAAUAUUACACUCAUCUAAGCAAUCAAAUCUUAGUUUCGGGAAUUCAUUUGAAAAUGAAAGCAUAACAGGGCGGUCUCAGGAUGAUGAUAAUACGACCACAACGUCGGGAAGUUAUACUAUAAAUGAUUUACAAGAUGAUAUACUGGCAUCGGAAACCAAAGACAUGUUCUAUAAACCAGACACUUUCGUGUGAUAAUUUAAGUAAAUUUCCUUAUUUGUGCUAUUAAAGUGAGUCAUAAUAGAUUCCUGCUAGUGUUUCAUGUGAUAUUACUACCUUAACAGGGUUAGCAAAUUUGUGAAAUAAAACAUUGAUACUUGAAUUCAAGGCAGCAUCGUGCAGAACUGUUGUAAUUAAAUGAUGAUAUAAACAAAUUCUAUAUGUCAGCAGUCUGCUUAUUGGUGUAUAGAGCAUAGAUUUAUCUUCUAAAAUGAAGUUUUUUCAAAGUCGUGUACCAGUCUCAGAUACAUUGCUUUCCCAUUGGUCAGUUUAAAAACAUAGCUUUUAGUGAACCAAUCAGAGGCAAGAGUUUCAGACUGGUUUACAAACUAAAAUUUUUACUAUGUAUUCCUACUGGAUAGGAACAAAUCAAUGCAACUGAGAUUUGUAAAGGAGACUGGUGUUGAUAGUGGAGAAAGAUUUCAGUGUUUACUGUAUUUUCAUAAUAAUUAGAAAUUGUAUAUGCAGAGUAAUCAUUCUUGUGUUUUGAGAAGAUAUAUUGAUGAUGUGUAAAUUGAAUCAUUCAAAAAAUGUACCAAAUAUUUCAUAAUAAUUAUGAGCACCAUUUUUCACAUACAGUCAAGCAUGUUUAAAAAAACACCAGUAAAAAUACAUGUAUGCCUUUACUUUUUAAAUUGGUCAAAAUGACAUAAUAGCCUUUUAUUCAAUUUUAUAUCACAAUAAACACUGGUAUUGGUGACAGUAAAGAAAAUUCUAUUUCUCCCUGCUUUAAAAUGAUGUCUUUUUAAACAUGGUUGACUAGUAUAAAAGUAUAGAUGAAUAUGCAAUGUGUUCUUAAUGUGUUCUUGCCAUAUUAAUUUUGUAAAUGAUAAAUUUGUAUGGAUUUAUUAUUACAUGUUUCAAAAAUGAAACUUAAAACUAAAACAAACUAUCCUUUAAAUUAAUAUUGUGUGCUGCAAAAAUUUAUGGGUUUCUUUAUAAUGGUAAAAAUUAAUUUAAUUCCAGGGAUCAUAGUCCUAACUGGGUCACCACCAUGUUUCCUUAUAUGACACUAGUACAGGUUUGUGCCAGGAAGUGGACUUCAAAAAUGGUUCAAUAAAGUUUUAAGCUUUCAUCUCAAUCAACCUUAAAUAAAUAUUUUUAACUAAUGUAUAAAUUGGACUGAACAACAAUUUAGUACUGUGAAAGGCCUUAAACAAAAUUAUAUUUUGUUAUAGUUUGUUUUCAAUAUAAAUUAAUUUUUUUCAUUGAUGUAAAUUUAACAAGAAAUAUUAACAUAAUAUAAAUUGAGUUGAGAAUUACUGGAAUGAAGUGUACUGAACCUUGAAAUAAUGCCAAGAUAUCUUGAGUUGAUAGUGCUAAUAUUUGAAUUUCUAUGUUUGUAAUAUAUUGUACAAAAUGUCUGAUUUAGUUAUAAGCUUAUUGAUUACCUUUCAAAUUUAAAGGAAGACAAUCUCAUGGUACUAUGGAAGAAUUUAUAAACAAUUGAUAUUUUAAGCGAUUUCCAUUUUUAACCUUUCAGAUUUCUGCACAUUUCCAAAAGAAUCUCUAAUCUUGGUUCACCCCAAAGACAUUUUAGUAGUGUGUGCAAAGCCUUGUUUAUGAUAUAAAAGUAAAAAAAAAUAUGUAUGUUUAGGUCUGUAAAAGAAUCAUUAAACUUUGUUUUUCAAUGUAAAAAGGUUUGUGAAAAAAUCAAAAAAAUUAUGUGCCAAUCUUAUCAUCAAUGUUGUUUGUUUAUGUUGAGGAAUCUUUGAACACUUACUUUUUUAUCUUUAACUUUUUUUAUAAGAUAAGUAUAUAAAGAUUAUGCAUAAUAAGUUGUUUAAGUAUAGUUUUAACUUGUACGCUUAUCAUUUGAAUGAAGAUCUAUUGUCAUCAAGGGAGAUAAUAAAUCUUAUAAAAAGUGUGUUAAUAUAGAAAUUAAGAAACAGACAGAUCAUGAAAUAAGUGGGUUAAUUAAAUAAAGGGAGGUAAUUCAAAGGGCAAGAAAAUUUAUUAAAGUACAUUAAUUUAAAGAAAGGGAGGUAACAAAGAACCAUUUUUGUAUCAGCAUUUUUGACAUUAUAAUAAAAAGUAAUACAUGUUAUAUGGAAUUCUAGAAAAUGCAAAAAGUGAAUAAGAUGGAGUAUUGAAUUUUGUAGACAAUAACUGCUAAAUAAUUAAUUUUGAUGUAUAGAAUUAGAUCUGUUAUAAAAAAUCUGAUCUAUUGAUUUUGUUAUGUCUUUGUAGAUAUGCUAUUUAUAGAAAUGUUUGGUUGUUUUUUGUUGUUGAUGAUUUUGUUGUGCAUAAAAUUGUAUAGAAAAUUGUAUGAAAAUUUUGUGAACAUAAUGUUUUAUUGUAAACAUAAUGUAAUGUUUUUGCAUGUCAAUUAUUCAGGGAUCAUUGAAUUCCAUCUAAUUUGAAUGAAAUUAUAUAUAUAUUUAUACACAAAAAAAGUAUUGAAAAAAGAUUGAUAUAAAAAUGAAUAAAAUUAAUGAAAUA